Molecule: messenger RNA, 1959 nt
Organism: Penicillium verrucosum
Lineage: Eukaryota; Fungi; Ascomycota; Eurotiomycetes; Eurotiales; Aspergillaceae
Product: 3'-5' exonuclease
Exons: 1
Coding region: 1-1959 (652 amino acids)
Biological process (GO): ribosomal large subunit assembly; rRNA processing
Cellular component (GO): nucleus
Molecular function (GO): exonuclease activity; nucleic acid binding
Source: RefSeq, a predicted model, not a curated record
AUGGCUUCACCCACAACAGCCGUUGACAAGUUAUUUGUCUGUCCUGGAUGUCAAAAAGGUGGCUUUAAAAGCAUCGGUGCUGUCAAGGCUCAUUUUGAGUCCAAAGGCCACAAACUUGCUUGCAGUCCAUGCGACAGUUCUUUCGGAACUAUAACGGCGUUGCUCAAGCACUCCCAGAAGCAUGAAAAGCCCUUAGAUGGCUCCGACCUCAAGUCUCUCAAGUCGGCAAAACCAGCUCCAAAAAGCACGAAGGAGCAGAAGUUCCAGGAUUUUUCUGGACUCAUGUCUUCCAAACCUACGAAAUCAAGCCUAAAUUUCGUGAAGUAUAACAAGCUCCCGGAUCUGUCCGAGUCUUUUGUCAAGCCUGCAAAGCCAUCGCCCCAGACCGCGAAGGAUGAAAAGUCACAGGAUCGUUCCGAGCCCUUGUCUGCCAACCCUGCGAAAUCCAGUGCAAAGAAAACAAAGCUUAAGAAAUCCGAGGGUAUUUCUGAGUUCCCCCCUGUCAAACCUACAAUAUCCAUUGCAAAGAAAACAAAACUUGAGGAAUCCCAGGAUCUGUUUGAGGCUUUGUCUGCCAAAUCUGCGAAACCCACUCCGAGGAAAACAAAGCUUGAGGAGUCCCAGGUUCUUUCUGAGCCCGUCCCUGCCAAACCUACAAUAUCCAUUGCAAAGAAAACAAAACUCGAGGAAUCCCAGGAUCUGUUUGAGGCUUUGUCUGCAAAAUCUGCGAAACCCAAUCCAAAGAAAACAAAGAUUGAGAAGUCCCUGUAUCACCCUGAUAUACUGCCUGCCAAUCCUGCAAAAACGUCUCAAAAGCGCACAUCAAAUCAGGCCCCAGCACGUACUCCGUUGAGGGCAGAGGCUUUUGAAGACCUACGGAGUAAGACCUCUGAACUUGACCCCUCAAAUACGUCGUCACCCACCAUCCAAAACGCAAAUUAUCAUGUUAUCCUCGAGCCGCUCGAACAAAGCUUGAUCUUUCGCUACUUGUCGGCACGAUGUCACUCGGAAACCCGUCUCGUCACCCGAGGCUUCACCUUUCGGGCUAGCUUGGCGGACGUCAGCAGAGGCCCGUCGAAGAAGCCCCCUCCGAAAACAGGACAUUUCCGCCAAGUUCCUCGCUCCGCGGGUGGCUUGCCGAAAAGGAGAGCAAUUGUCCUUGACUGUGAGAUGGUGCAAGUCGAAGCAGGGCGUCGGGAACUUGCAUUUUUGAGCGCAAUUGACUUUUUGACUGGCGAGGUUCUCAUCGACAAUUAUGUGCAACCGAAAUCGAGAGUAGUGAAUUGGGAUUCUCGGUUCAGUGGAGUGACUCCUAGUGCCAUGAACAAGGCUGUCAAGAAAGGCACAGCCUUGUUUGGCUGGGAAGGCGCGCGCUCGAAAUUAUGGGAGUUCAUGGAUAGCGAGACUGUCCUCGUCGGCCAUUCUCUCAACAAUGAUCUCGACGUCUUAGGUAUCAUCCACUGGAACGUUGUCGACUCCUCUAUCAUUACCAGCGAAGCGGUGUUUUACACUGCACACGCCAGUGAACCCCUCAACCGCACAUGGAGCCUGAAGACCCUUACCAAUGAAUUGGUCAAUUAUGAUAUCCAAGUCGGGAAGCAGGGCCACAGUGCGCUGGAGGAUGCGCACGCAACACGGGAUAUUGUGGUAUGGUGUCUGCGAUACCCGGAACACCUAAAGGUAUGGGCGGACAAUGCCCGGGACCAAGAGGAGCAGCGCGCCUACGAGAGGGAGUUGAAGAGGAAGACAGAGGAGGAGGUGAAGGAGCAGAAGAGGAAACAUGAUAUGGAGAUAAAGAUCCAGAUGUUAUCUCGUGGUGUGACUGGCUUGGAUAUUCAUGACAUUGGCCUGUCUGAUGAUGAUGCUAACGGCCCUGAUUCUUCUUUUGUUGACCAUGAUACUGGUGACGCUGAAUACGAAUCGGUAACUAUCGAAGCGGCCGCAGCUUCAUUCUUUUGA